Arachis duranensis is the source of this 912-nucleotide messenger RNA. RefSeq lists its product as uncharacterized. The record is from RefSeq and is a predicted model, not a curated record. Lineage: Eukaryota; Viridiplantae; Streptophyta; Magnoliopsida; Fabales; Fabaceae. The transcript has a single exon. Bases 1 to 912 code for a protein of 303 amino acids.
AUGGAUGGGGAGGAUAGUUUUGUGGCUUUGGUCCAUUACUCUGGACAAAUUCAAAAAAGCAAACGCCACGGUGUGAAAUUCACAGAUAGAGAACCGGUUAGUAUUUUUAUUCGAUCUUCAAGUAUAUUGGCAGAGAUUAAGCUCAGCAUACUACAGAAGCUCGGUACCUGUGGUACGAAGCAGGUUAAACAGUUAUUUUACAAGAUUCCCAUUACCGUUGUGUCAACCGGUGUGUGGUUUGAGACCUUUAUGAUAGAGUCGGAUGAAGACCUGCAAGUCUUGUUUCACUGCAGGCGUAGUUUUUCAGAGGUGAGGAUACCUGAGAUGUUUGCGAAGUUGGAAGAUCGUGUGGAUAGCUCUGGAGCAUCGGCACCGGGUCCUCAGUCAACCACACGGGGCGGUGCAUCGACAUCACUGCCUGUGGUAGCAGCGGUAGUUCUACCUCCCGAGCCAGAACGUGCUGAGGUUGAGUUUGAGGUUGGACCGGAUCGAGUUGAGAAUGCGCUUUGUGAUGAUGAUUCCGAUGAGGAGCCGCUCGAUAUUGGUGGGGACAGUGAAGAUGAUAUACCAAUAGGUGCAGCCCAUGGAGGUUCCGGUUCUGGAACACAAGAGUACCCUCCGCACCUAUCGUCUUUGAACUUGGAGGCCAUCGGUCAACACCAGAAUGUUGAGGCAACAUUCGAUGGACAGGGUAUGCAUGAUGGGACAGGUUUGACUGAAUUUCAGAUUGGCCAAUCGUUCCAGAGUAAGGAGGAAGCUGUGCUGAGCGUGAAAGAUUACAGCAUUCGGCGUGGAGUUGAGUACAGGGUUAUGAAGUCAGACAGUCUAAAAUACCAAGGGAGAUGCAAGGAGUUCGGUAACGGAUGCACGUGGUUGAUCCGGAUAGUCAUGCGAAAAAGGAAGAGCACAUGA